AUGACCGGUUUUAGUUUUGUUUGGAUUGUGGUUUUCAUUAUAUAUUUUUUUCACUACUCAAAAGCACAAAUAGACAUAUACGUUACUAGUAUACCAAUCCCACUUGGAACAUCAUAUUUGUCCGUCAGGUGCAUAGAUUAUACAUAUAUGGGGCAUACUGGGUAUGAUCUUGAAUUGAUUCUUCAAUUCCGCCAAAAUCAAACCAAUGAAUGGGAAACAAUUGUAAAGGCCAACAGAUUCGGAUCAUUCCUUACAAGCAAUAGUACAGACAUUGAGACACACCUUCUAGGAAAUAGAAUGUGUGAUUAUUAUAUGUUUAGGUGCAUGAUAUACGCCGAAAUAUCAAUACACUUGAAAACAUGUAAAGAUGACCCAUAUCCUAGCUUUCGAUGCCAAAUUAUUGAUGGAACAAACACAAUUGAUAGCUCGGAGGAAGUUCAGCUAGAAAUUACAGGUAACCCAAAAUAUAUUGAUUCCCCAUCAAUUAUUUUUCCGUUGACUUCAAAAGUUUUCGAACUUGGAGAAGUGUUGCAGCUUCAAUGUACAGGAGAAAAGGACUUCAGAACCCAAACAGACACAGACAUAAGAUGGUGUAAGUCUGUAUCAGGACAGUAUCAGGUCUUAUCGUUACAAGACACUCCUCAAACUCAAAUUGUAUCCCAAAGAGAAGAUGGCUGUACCUAUGUACAAAAAUCGGAAAUCUUCUAUCACAUAACAGAGGAAGACAAUGAUUUGGACAUUAUGUGUGAGUUGGAAUACAUUGAAAACAGUAAAAUAUGUGGCAAAGGAAGAUUCAACUCAACACUUCGAAUCUCAACUCAUUUGAAAGGAGACGGAUGGACACUAUCUCCCAUUAUGAUUUACAACGAAGACUCGAUGCUUAAUUCACAAAACAUAACUUUGGAAGGUAUAGGAAAUACUGUACAGCUUAUCUGCGUAGGGUCAAAUACAAACCAGACCGAUUCCAUUAUGGAAGGAAUGAUGUGGUGCAUAAGGAAGACAAAUAAUACCGAAUGGACACCAAUUGUUCUUCAAGAAAACAAACUAGAGACAGUGAUAAACUCUAGCGGAAAAAUAAGAAUUUACAGUAAAGUCACGUAUCAAUGUGGAAGUGGGGUGAUAUCUUCUAAUGUCUCCCUGCAAAUAAAUCCCAGCGAAUCGGAAGGUCAGUAUUAUCUGAAACAAAGAGAAAUAGUUGAACCCGAAAGAAGAGAAGCAUGGCUGGCAGUGACAUUGAUUAUCUCUGUGACACUAUUGGUAGUCAUCCUGGUCCUCGCCACAGUUCUUCUAAAACUUGCACACAGGAAAGGCGGACUGUCCCUGUUUGGAUUUGUAAUCAAAAGGGAAAGCAAGCAAAUUGUCACCGGACCAAACGAAAACAAUACUAAUACAGAAUUUAACAGAGAUCAUUCGCCUGAAGAGAUAUCAAGGGAUAUUUACCAGAUUCAACACAGUAGCUCGACUGCUAAUGAAAGUGGCAAUACAUAUGAAAUGCAUUUUAACCCAGAUAAACAACCUACUUACGAGGAAAUUACCAAAAACGCCGGCCGUAAGGAAGAAUACGAAAAUUUGUCCUUUUAGAAAAUGUUUAAUUCGUUUAAAGUUGACAUUGCAUGCUUACAUUUGUUAAAUGCAUUUUUGUCAGAAUUUGCAUAAUUUUUUUUGUUAAAUCAUAUUUAAAUUAUCAAACGUAAUGUGUGAUUAAUCAAAACGAAUACACAGCAGUACAACAACACUUCUAAUGGAUGUACUAUCAGCGAAUGAAAAGUAACUGAGAUGAAUAAUUGGAUUGAUUACGAAAUUGUUCUUAUCUGAAACGGGUGACUUCGAAACAAAGGAAAAUGCAUGCGAUACUUUAGAACUUCUUCUCAUUUGAAGCAAGAUUCAUUUAAACUGGUGAGAGCAGUUUUGUGAGUUGGAAUGGACCUUUGAAAUAUACAACCUGAUGCAAGAAGACACAGCCGUAUACUUAUAUUUUAUGUGUCGACAAAAACAGGAUGUUCAAAUUCUGCAAAUGCCAUAAUAAAUCUAGCCAGUGUAGUACUUUUGAUUGGUGUAUUUGUCUUUGAACACACAUAAGCUUGAAAUGGGAGGAUUCGGUCGAUUAUUCAUUGUAAAGAAUUUUGAACAGUUAUAUCAACGUAGUGCCUUAUGUUUAAUUCUUCCUAGAAAAGCCACCCAAGCCUCGCCAGAAAUGUUGAUAGUUGCUUCAAGCAGGCAAAAUCAUGAUAUAACACUUAAUUUUCUGUUUCGUGAAUUAAUCAUUAUAUAUUUUUGUUUAUUUUUUAAGAUUAUUUUUAAUUUUCGAUGUUGUUAUAUUAGGUUAGCUUACAAUAAAAU
Molecule: messenger RNA, 2340 nt
Organism: Magallana angulata
Lineage: Eukaryota; Metazoa; Mollusca; Bivalvia; Ostreida; Ostreidae
Exons: 12
Coding region: 1-1581 (526 amino acids)
Source: RefSeq, a predicted model, not a curated record